AUGCAACAAAAGAAAAAUCAUUCCCUCGUAUCCACAUUACGCUUCAUUCCAAAAAAAAAUGGAUUGCGCCCCAUAGCAAAAAUAUAUUCUUCUUUGGAGUUGCAGCCGAGGAAGGAAACUGUGCAGAAGAAGAUACAUCAUUUCAUCAGUCAAGUUAAAAAUCUUUUUAGUGUUCUUAACUUUGAGAGAAGUAAGUCUCCUGAAAUCAUAGGCUCUUCUGUGUUUGGUUUGGAUGAAAUAUACAAGAAGUGGAAGAAAUUUGUUAUUGGGAUCCAAGCAUCAAAUGAAGAAAGGGUAAAAUUUUAUUUUGUAAAGACAGAUGUGAAAGGAGCCUAUGAAACGAUUCCC
This is a messenger RNA of Staurois parvus, 348 nucleotides long. Lineage: Eukaryota; Metazoa; Chordata; Amphibia; Anura; Ranidae. The record is from the annotation of a GenBank genome assembly.